Penaeus chinensis is the source of this 529-nucleotide messenger RNA. Its product is annotated as ADP-ribosylation factor-like. The transcript has 3 exons. Gene Ontology annotation, biological process: vesicle-mediated transport; intracellular protein transport. Gene Ontology annotation, molecular function: GTPase activity; GTP binding. Lineage: Eukaryota; Metazoa; Arthropoda; Malacostraca; Decapoda; Penaeidae. The record is from RefSeq and is a predicted model, not a curated record. The coding region runs from base 173 to 529 and encodes 118 amino acids. Gene Ontology annotation, cellular component: cytoplasm.
UCACUCGCUUCUGUUAUAAUUAUUUUUUUUCUUAAGAACUAAUAAUUUAUCUGUUUCUUUCUCUUGCUCUAAAUCUACGAGAAUCUAAGAUCAUUAUUCUUCGCGAAAUAAGAAAUACUGUCCGGUGGUUCGAUGAACGAUUGAUUAAGUGAGAGAGAAACAAGUCUUCACGAUGGGAAUGACAUUGAGUCGUAUGUGGAACUGGAUAUUUGUCAAAAGGAAACAUUGGAAAUUUCUUAUGGUCGGACUUAACGGCGCCGGGAAAACAACGAUACUAAACAGACUAAUGCGGGGAAAAGUGUAUGCAACAGCCACAAGCGGCGGUCUGAACGUAAUGAGAGUGGAUUACCACAACCUCACCAUUAACGUGUUUGAUGUCGGCGAAGAGAAAUCUCUGCGUGUAUAUUGGGGACAUUUUGCCCAGGAUGUUGAUGCUGUUAUUUACGUGGUGGACGCAGCCGCUUCCGACGGAAUGCAGGUGGCCAGGGAGGAGCUGGAGGCUGUUGUGAGUUUCCUGAUGCUGUUUUAG